UGGCACCGCGCGCAGGCGCUGCCCUCUGAACUGGAACGGAAAACAACUUCCGGUUGGAGUCACUCGGCCAGGCGCCGCGGACACGAAGCGUAAGCGAUUGGCGCGGAAUCCCCAAACUGUUGUUGCACAGUUCUCUCUGCUUUCCUGUGGGGUGUCAUCAUAGCCUUGUCGAUGAGAAGUUGGGUAACUUCCCCGAGGGUCACGGAGGUAAUGGGUGGCCGAGGCGGAAAGAGCAAAAGCAAACCCUGCCCCUAGUGGGAACCCAGGCAGUAGACGUGUCAUUUACUCCAUCCAUUAUAGUGAUGCUACAGGACGGAGAGGAAUGGAUAAAAACAUUGGUGAACAACUCAAUAAAGCUUAUGAAGCCUUUCGACAGGCAUGCAUGGAUAGAGAUUCUGCAGUAAAGGAACUACAGCUAAAGACUGAGAACUAUGAGCUGAGAAUACGUGAGCAACAGAAACAGCUGUCACUUCAACAAACUAUUAUUGACAGGCUAAAAUCACAGUUACUUCUUGUAAAUUCCAGUCGAGAUAAUGGUUAUGGCUCUGUUCCCCUGCUUGAAGACAGUGAAGCAAGGAAGAAUAAUUUGACUCUUGAUCAGCCACAUGAUAAAGUAAAAUUGGGAAUACCAAGAGAAAAAGAAUCAAAGGAAAGAAGACAAGAGAUUUCUUCUCCUAGAAAAGAAACUUCGCCAGGGAGUCUUGGCAUUCCUUUAUUCCAUGAAAGCAGUUAUAUAGAGAAGACUUUCUGGGAUCUGAAAGAAGAAUUUCAUAGAAUACGCAUGCUAGCAAAAGCACAAAAAGACCACUUAAGCAAACUUAAUGUACCAGCCACUGCAAAUGAAACACAAUGCUCGAUGCCUAUACAGUGUACAGAUAAAACAGAUAAACAAGAAGCGCUUUUUAAGCCUCAGGCUGAAGAUGAUAUAAAUAGAGGUGCACCAUGCAUCACAUCUGUCACACCAAGAGGACUGGGCCGAGAUGAGGAAGACACCUCUAUUGAAUCACUUUCUAAAUUUAAUGUCAAGUUUCCACCGAUGGACAGUGACUCUACUUUCUUGCAUAGCACUCCAGAAAGACCCAAUGUUCUUGGUCCUGCCACAUCUGAGGCUGUGUGCCAGGAUAAAUUUAAUAUGGAACUUAGAGACAACCCAGGAAACUUUGUUAAAACAGAAGAAACUUUAUUUGAAAUUCAGGGAAUUGACCUCAUAGCUUCAGCAAUACAAAACCUUAAAACAACUGACAAAACAAAACCUUCAAAUCUUGUAAACACUUCUAUCGGGACAGCUCUGGAUAGAGCUCCGUGUUUGCCACCUGGAGACCAUAAUGCAUUAUAUGGAAAUACAUUCCCACUUCAGGACCUAUCUGAUGCACUUUUUCCUUCUCUUGAUUCCCCAGGAAAAGCUAUCCGAGGACCACAGCAGCCGGUUUGGAAGCCCUGUCCUAAUCAAGACAAUGACUUAUUGGUACUAAGUGGCACAGGCUCAGAACUGCAUAUACCUCGAGUAUGUGAAUUCUGUCAAGCAGUUUUCCCACCUUCCAUUACAUCCAGGGGGGAUUUCCUUCGGCAUCUUAAUUCACACUUUAAUGGGGAGACUUAAGAAGCAUUUGAAAACAGACAUACCAAGCUCUGUGUGACGAUUUUGGGUUUGUAAUACUAUAAACACUUGAUUACAAACUUAGUUCAAGAUCAUUUGCUGAAAAAUCUCAGAUAUUUGAAUUUUCUAAACUUAUAUUGUAACUUUUAUUAUCUUUUAAAAGAUCAUUCUGUACAAAACUAGUUCAUUGUAUUCAUGUUGUGUUUAUCAUAAUUCAAAAUUAUGUAUGUGACUUACAGAAUUGUAUAACCAUAAUUUAUGUUUGUUUCAAAUAUCUAAGCUUAUUGCUUAGAUUUCUAGUUAGAUCUAUUGAAUUUGGUGAUGUCCCAUGUUUAUAGGGUUUUUUUCAUUUGUUUUCAUUUAAAAAGUUAGAUUAUUUAUGCUGUAGGUGAUGUUCUUUUUGAAUAAACCUGUAAUAGAGAAUAGCAGACAACUUAAACAUCUAAAUAAAUACCGAACCUAAAACAUUUGCUGCCCAGUGAUAAGAUCACUGGUAGAAUUAUUUAAAUACAUCACAUUUUUAAAAAUAAUAUACGUUUUUAAUUUUUACUGUGUUUAUAGCCACAUGAUGAAAUGAGUGAAGUAUUCAAAGAGUUACUUAUAUUGUGUUCAUUAAUGUGUUCUUUGUUCCUGAGUAAAAAUUAUAAAAGAAAUAAAUCACAUUUUGGGGAAGUUUA
Messenger RNA from Pteropus alecto (black flying fox), 2274 nucleotides. It is a transcript of the gene TANK, whose product is annotated as TRAF family member associated NFKB activator. Bases 323 to 1600 code for a protein of 425 amino acids. The record is from RefSeq and is a predicted model, not a curated record. Gene Ontology annotation, biological process: canonical NF-kappaB signal transduction. The transcript has 9 exons. Lineage: Eukaryota; Metazoa; Chordata; Mammalia; Chiroptera; Pteropodidae.